AUGGAGCUGGACAUGGCCAUGGAGCCAGACAGAAAAGCAGCUGUUAGUCACUGGCAGCAGCAGUCUUACCUGGACUCUGGGAUCCAUUCUGGCGCCACCACCACGGCGCCUUCUCUGAGUGGUAAAGGCAAUCCUGAGGAGGAGGAUGUGGAUACCACCCAAGUCCUGUAUGAGUGGGAACAGGGAUUUUCUCAGUCCUUCACUCAAGAACAAGUAGCUGAUAUCGAUGGACAGUAUGCAAUGACUCGAGCUCAGAGGGUGAGAGCUGCUAUGUUCCCUGAGACACUAGAUGAGGGCAUGCAGAUCCCAUCUACACAGUUCGAUGCCGCUCAUCCCACUAAUGUCCAGCGUCUGGCUGAACCAUCACAGAUGCUGAAACAUGCAGUUGUAAACUUAAUUAACUAUCAAGAUGAUGCAGAACUUGCCACACGUGCAAUCCCUGAAUUGACAAAACUGCUGAAUGAUGAAGACCAGGUGGUGGUUAAUAAGGCUGCAGUUAUGGUCCAUCAGCUUUCUAAAAAGGAAGCUUCCAGACAUGCCAUCAUGCGUUCUCCUCAGAUGGUGUCUGCUAUUGUACGUACCAUGCAGAACACAAAUGACGUGGAAACAGCUCGCUGUACUGCUGGGACCUUGCACAAUCUUUCCCACCAUCGUGAGGGCUUGCUGGCCAUCUUUAAAUCUGGGGGCAUUCCUGCCCUGGUGAAGAUGCUUGGUUCACCAGUGGAUUCUGUAUUGUUUUAUGCCAUUACAACUCUCCACAACCUUUUAUUGCAUCAGGAAGGAGCUAAAAUGGCAGUGCGUUUAGCUGGCGGGCUGCAGAAAAUGGUUGCCUUGCUCAACAAAACAAAUGUUAAAUUCUUGGCUAUUACAACAGAUUGUCUUCAGAUUUUAGCUUACGGCAAUCAAGAAAGCAAGCUGAUCAUUCUGGCUAGUGGUGGACCUCAAGCGCUAGUGAAUAUAAUGAGGACCUACACUUAUGAGAAGCUCCUGUGGACCACAAGCAGAGUGCUGAAGGUGCUGUCUGUCUGCUCCAGUAACAAGCCAGCUAUUGUAGAAGCUGGUGGAAUGCAAGCUUUAGGACUUCACCUGACAGAUCCAAGUCAACGCCUUGUUCAGAACUGCCUUUGGACUCUACGUAAUCUUUCAGAUGCUGCAACUAAACAGGAAGGGAUGGAAGGUCUUCUUGGGACUCUUGUUCAGCUUCUGGGCUCAGAUGAUAUUAAUGUGGUCACCUGUGCAGCUGGAAUUCUUUCUAAUCUCACUUGCAAUAAUUAUAAGAACAAGAUGAUGGUGUGCCAAGUGGGUGGCAUAGAGGCUCUUGUGCGCACAGUCCUUCGUGCUGGUGACAGGGAAGACAUCACUGAGCCUGCCAUCUGUGCUCUUCGUCAUCUGACCAGCCGACACCAGGAAGCUGAGAUGGCCCAGAACGCUGUUCGCCUUCACUACGGACUACCUGUGGUGGUUAAACUCCUACAUCCACCAUCCCACUGGCCUCUGAUCAAGGCCACUGUCGGAUUGAUUCGAAAUCUCGCCCUUUGUCCAGCAAAUCAUGCACCUUUGCGUGAGCAGGGUGCCAUUCCACGACUAGUUCAGUUGCUGGUUCGUGCACACCAGGAUACCCAGCGCCGUACAUCUAUGGGUGGCACACAGCAGCAGUUUGUGGAGGGAGUCCGCAUGGAAGAAAUAGUUGAAGGUUGUACUGGAGCCCUUCACAUCCUAGCUCGGGAUGUUCACAACCGAAUUGUUAUCAGAGGACUAAAUACCAUUCCAUUGUUUGUGCAGCUGCUUUAUUCUCCUAUUGAAAAUAUCCAAAGAGUAGCUGCAGGGGUCCUCUGUGAACUUGCUCAGGACAAGGAAGCUGCAGAAGCUAUCGAAGCCGAGGGAGCCACAGCUCCUCUGACAGAACUACUUCAUUCUAGGAAUGAGGGUGUGGCAACAUAUGCAGCUGCUGUUUUGUUCCGAAUGUCUGAGGACAAGCCCCAGGAUUAUAAGAAACGGCUUUCGGUUGAGCUGACCAGUUCUCUCUUCAGAACGGAGCCAAUGGCUUGGAAUGAGACUGCUGAUCUUGGACUUGAUAUUGGUGCCCAGGGAGAACCUCUUGGAUAUCGCCAGGAUGAUCCCAGCUAUCGUUCUUUUCACUCCGGUGGGUACGGCCAGGACGCCUUGGGGAUGGACCCCAUGAUGGAGCAUGAGAUGGGCGGCCACCACCCUGGUGCUGACUAUCCAGUUGACGGGCUGCCAGAUCUGGGGCAUGCCCAGGACCUCAUGGAUGGGCUGCCCCCGGGUGACAGCAAUCAGCUGGCCUGGUUUGAUACUGACCUGUAA
This is a messenger RNA of Rangifer tarandus platyrhynchus (Svalbard reindeer), 2325 nucleotides long. The record is from the annotation of a GenBank genome assembly. NCBI's taxonomy places the organism in Eukaryota, Metazoa, Chordata, Mammalia, Artiodactyla, Cervidae.